Sander lucioperca (pikeperch) is the source of this 1629-nucleotide messenger RNA. RefSeq names its product alpha-2-macroglobulin. Gene Ontology annotation, molecular function: endopeptidase inhibitor activity. NCBI's taxonomy places the organism in Eukaryota, Metazoa, Chordata, Actinopteri, Perciformes, Percidae. Bases 7 to 1272 code for a protein of 421 amino acids. The transcript is spliced from 10 exons. The record is from RefSeq and is a predicted model, not a curated record.
UGAGAUAUGUACUGUAUGUGUGUCUGUGGCUGUAGGCAGUACAUGGUAGCCAUUCCUGCAAUUCUUGAAUCUGGAGCUGAGACCAAAGUCUGUGCGAGUCUCCUGCAGCCCAGCGAGACUCUGGAAAUGAGCGUCACUCUGAUGUCCCAAGAGAAGAAUACAACCCUUCUGAAGGAGACGUCCAGUAAAGAAUUUCAUACCUGCUCUGAAUUUAAGGUUCCUUUAGUGCAGGAUGAAGUGGUGCAGAACUUUGAGGUGGAGGUACGAGGCGACACAUUCUACUCUAAAGAAGUCCGAAAAGUUCAGAUCAAAGUCUAUCGACCAAUGACAUUCAUCCAAACAGAUAAACCAAUCUACCUCCCAGGACAAACGGUGCAUUUCAGAGUCAUCACACUGGAUACCAAGUUUAGACCUGUCAAUCAGCUGUACGAUACAAUUGAAAUUGAGGAUUCUAACAGCAACAGGAUUGGACAGUGGCUGAAUGAAACAUCCAAUAGUAAGAUAUUGCAGCUUUCUUACGCCUUGAACUCUGAGGCCCGUCAAGGAGCCUACCAAGUUACUGUGUCGAUUGGGUUAGAUCAAAUACAACACAGCUUCAAGGUGGAAAAAUACGUUUUGCCUAAAUUUGAUGUAAAAUUAAAUGCAUUUGAUGAAGUAAGUAUUAAUCAGGAAGAAAUUGAAGCUGAAGUAUGUGCAACGUAUACAUACGGACAGCCUGUGCCAGGCAGUGUUGACUUUAAGGUGUGCCGACCUUUAGAUGCUUAUGUUGGUAUACCCCUUGUAAUCACCCGUGAACAUCCAGAGGGAAUCCCUGAAAUACAGAUGCCUUGCUACGAGGAGACAAAGCAGACGGAUAAGAGAGGCUGUGCCACUUUUAUCUUCACAAUGUCAACUUUCACGAAAAUUGACCAAAACGUGCUGCGAGAUGUACUGCAACUCAGUGCAAAUAUGGAAGAGGAGGGGACAGGUAUUUCACGCUCCCAAGAGAAGACUACGGUGAUUUCAUAUGUUGUUGGAAAGCUGUCUUUCACUGACACUCCCAAGAUUUAUAACAAAGGAUCAAAUGUGGAAGGAAAAGUUAAAGCAGUUUAUUACAAUAAUACACCCAUUCCUGACAUGCCGGUGUUCCUGUUUGAGGGUGAAAGGUGGUCAGCGCGUUGGUUACAGAAUCUCACAACGGACAGUGAUGGUGUCGCCACUUUCUCAUUAAGCACAGCUGACUUUGAAGGGGACAUCCACUUACAAGUAAGAAGUAGAAACUACAAUCUGUAACCCAACAUUUGCCAGCCACAUUAUAAAACUUUCAUGAAGAUGAUAAACAGUCCAAAAUCUAAAACCUAAAAUGGUUUCUCAAUAUGCUGCAACUGACCAAUGUACCAUAGGAACUGUCUACUAUGUCUAUACCUAAACAUUUGUGUUGGCUGAAAAAAACUGAAGCUUUCUUCUGCUUCAACCACCAUGAUCACAUUUAUAUUUUUUCUUUUUUCUCUCUGCUCUCUAGAUUAGCGACACACCGACACUGGGCUACCCUCCUUACAGAACGCCAUACUAUGAUUCUAAAGAUCACACAGUGUCUUUGGCCACACUUUCUUCUCCUGAUACUAAAACAGUCAGCUUCCUGGACGUGAA